Messenger RNA from Monosiga brevicollis MX1, 1318 nucleotides. RefSeq lists its product as uncharacterized. Gene Ontology annotation, molecular function: phosphotyrosine residue binding; protein kinase activity. NCBI's taxonomy places the organism in Eukaryota, Choanoflagellata, Craspedida, Salpingoecidae. The transcript is spliced from 4 exons. Gene Ontology annotation, biological process: protein phosphorylation. The annotation marks the transcript as partial. The record is from RefSeq and is a predicted model, not a curated record.
AUGCAUGCGGUGACGCUGCGCGUGAGCGAUGCGAGCGGCAACGUGAAUGUGACGGUGGUGCGGGUGGCGCUGCGGGAUAGUCGAGCGCCCAACCUGACGCUGCACUAUGUCGAGCCGUGGGACUUUGAGCGAGGGCCAGGCUGGCAGGACCCGAUGAAUGUGAGCGCCGUGGAUGCGGUGGCGGGUGACGUGCGGUCCAGCGUGAAGCGACGAGCGGUGGUGAUGACGACGGGCGUGCCGGCAUCGAUUUGUGAGGGCGCGAACCAGUACUACGCGGCCAUGACAGGGCAGGAGGGGAGCAGCGACAAUGGCCUGACAGGGCUGGUGAGCGCGAGCGAUAUGCCGGAGCCUGGACCGGUAGCCGCUGUCAAUGGAUGGGCAGUGGCGGGCACGGAAUACCGGCUGGAGUAUUCCGCGAACGAUGGCAACGGUAACGUGGCGCAUGAGGCAGCGCACAUGCGGAUUGUGGACACGCGGGCGCCGCGACUGGAGGUGGACGAUCUGGUUGUGGCCGAGUAUGGGGUGGGGUCGAUGUUUGUGGACCUUGUGCACCCAGAGCCGGUGGAUGAACCGAAUCAGGACCUGCGGGGUCGGCUGUGCGCUGUGGCGUGGCGUUACGAGUUGACGGCGGGGCUGGGGGAGCGCGUGAGCGGCAAUGACGCAGGGGUACUGGUACCCGUGUAUGCAGAGGCGCGAUGGCGGGAGUAUGCGCGAGACCCAUCGGCAUGGGAGUCGAUGGCAGUGCCGUUGGCGGAGCUGACGCUGGAUGCGAUGGUGGGCACGCUGUACCGAGUAUCGUUUGAGGUGUUGGACAUUGGCGUCGGCACCGUUUGGGGUGUCGUGGCUGGCGUGAUUGUGUUUCUGCUUCUGUUUGUCGCCUUCAUCAAACGCCGGCACAAGCAUCCUAGAACUGCUCCUCAUAGCUUCACAGACACCUUCAAUGUCUUGACAUUUGCGGAGAAUUCGACGCAUUCCUCUUGGGAGUUAGAACGAAGCCGUCUGUUUAUCUCAAACCGUAUUACUGCCACUCCUUUUGGUUCACUCAGCACUGGCUAUCUUGAACCUAUGAACAAAAGUCACAGCGGGCGGUGUGUGCCCGUGCUGGUUAACUGCCUGGAGGCGCAUAGCGCCUUAAGACUUCGAGAUGCCUUCAUGGCAGAGGCUUCGAUUCUCAAACGCAUUGGUCGCGAUUGCCAUCCUUCGAUAGCUAGCCUCGUGGGAGUGUGCUUCCAUUCACAACCAUUGUAUGUCGUGCAAGAGGAUUGCGAGCAAGGCUUUUUGGCCACUAUGUUACGUGAUUGUCGUGGAUCUCAGAAUU